Messenger RNA from Sphaeramia orbicularis (orbiculate cardinalfish), 2559 nucleotides. It is a transcript of the gene gabrd, whose product is annotated as gamma-aminobutyric acid type A receptor subunit delta. The transcript has 9 exons. Gene Ontology annotation, biological process: monoatomic ion transmembrane transport. Bases 432 to 1820 code for a protein of 462 amino acids. Gene Ontology annotation, cellular component: membrane. NCBI's taxonomy places the organism in Eukaryota, Metazoa, Chordata, Actinopteri, Kurtiformes, Apogonidae. Gene Ontology annotation, molecular function: GABA-A receptor activity; extracellular ligand-gated monoatomic ion channel activity. The record is from RefSeq and is a predicted model, not a curated record.
UCCGGCUUCGGCAUCGUCGCUUGUUUUCGUGUCUUGUGUUACGGUCGGACCGGGACUUUAUUUUCCCUUCCUUGCCCGUUUUGCUCCUGUGUGUGUGAGUGUGUGUAAGUGUGUGUGCGUGUGUGUGUAUGUGUGUGUGUGUUUAAGUGUGUGUGCGCCUUCUGUCGGAAUCUGGUGGAGGUCUGACCAUGGGUCAUCCUCAUCUUCAUCCUCAUCCUCAUCUUCAGCAGCAUCAGCACCAGCGCACUUUACUUUUGUCUGCGCACCGUCGGAUCACGAGGAGAGCGCACUGAAAAAAAAAAAAAAAGAAAAAAAAAACACGACCAUCACACUUCAACAAACUCCUCGGCGUUCUCAUUUCUACCCUGGGAAACUUUUCUCCUUCUUUUUCUUUUAUUUUGAAUAAUUCCUGAUCAUCCAGAGCCUUUGGAAUGGAGACUCCAACUUUGGUGCUGUGGACUGUGGCUCUGCUGUUUGUUGGAGGGGACAUCUUCACCAGGGCCAUGCUGAGUGACAUCGGGGACUAUGUAGGUACAGACAUUGAAAUAUCCUGGUUACCUAAUCUGGAUGAUUUAAUGAAGGGCUAUGCCAGAAAUUUUCGCCCUGGGAUAGGAGGUCCUCCGGUGAACGUUGCCAUGGCUAUCGAGGUUGCCAGCAUCGACCACAUAUCCGAGGCCAACAUGGAAUACACCAUGACCGUGUUUCUGCGGCAGAGCUGGCACGAUGACCGCCUGUCCUACAAUCACACCAACAAGACGCUGGGCUUGGACAGUCGAUUUGUGGACAAGCUGUGGCUGCCCGACACCUUCAUUGUCAACGCCAAAUCUGCCUGGUUCCACGAUGUCACCGUGGAGAACAAGCUGAUCCGCCUGCAGCCCAAUGGCGUCAUUCUGUACAGCAGCCGGAUUACUUCGACCGUGGCGUGUGAUAUGGACCUCACCAAGUACCCGAUGGAUGAACAGGAAUGUAUGCUGGACCUAGAAAGCUACGGUUACUCCUCAGAGGACAUCGUGUAUCACUGGUCAGAAAGUCAAAGACACAUCCACGGCCUGGACAAACUGGAGCUGUCCCAGUUCACCAUCACAGACUAUCGCUUUGUCACUGAGAUGAUGAACUUCAAGUCUGCUGGUCGAUUUCCAAGACUGAGCCUGCGCUUCCAGCUGAGACGUAACCGUGGCGUCUACAUCAUCCAGUCAUACAUGCCUUCAAUACUACUGGUCGCCAUGUCAUGGGUGUCAUUUUGGAUCAGCCAGUCAGCAGUUCCUGCUCGAGUGUCCUUAGGUAUCACCACUGUCCUCACCAUGACCACUCUGAUGGUCAGCGCUCGCUCCUCUCUACCCAGAGCUUCAGCCAUUAAGGCGUUGGACGUCUACUUCUGGAUCUGUUAUGUGUUUGUGUUCGCGGCGCUCAUCGAGUACGCCUUCGCUCACUACAACGCUGACUACAGACUGAAAGAAAAGGCCAAAGUCAAAGCCAGCAAGCUCAGCUCAGAGUCCAUUGUGAAGAACGGAAAACAGGCCAUGGUUCUGUUUUCACUGUCGGUUACGGGAAUGAACCAGGGAGUGAUGAUUUCCAACCGGCAAGGGCGGGCCCAGCGCUCCGGCAGCGAGAUCCCAGGAGAGGGCGGUACCGAGGAGGCGGAGCCCAGGAGGAGAAGGUCCAGGCAGCCGGAGCCGGAGAGCGAGGAGGAGAAAAAGUGCUGCUCCAAGUGCAUCUGCAAACCCAUCGACGCCGACACCAUCGACAUCUACGCCAGGGCCGUGUUUCCCUUCACCUUCGCCGUGGUCAACGUGAUCUACUGGGUGGCGUACACCAUGUGAGGCGGCGGUGGCGGCGGCGCUGGGCCUGUGUGAACGGCUGCCAUCAUGGCUGUAUAUAAAACUGCCAGAGCUGUGCCACUUUAAUGCUGGCAGAAUGGUGCAGCUGAAGUAUACUGCCGGCUUCGGUAAAAAAUCAAAUAAUAUAAAUAAACCAGAAAGAGGGGAUGAGGUGUUACAACCAAUGAAUAUGGAAAUAUGGUAAUUAAUGGAAGUAGAUACAGGUUCAAACGGUGUUAAAGGGACUUUCUAUUUAAAUACAAAUCCACAAACGUACUGAAUAAAGGCAAAGGACUCUGUUGCCUGUUGGAGAAAAAUAUUCCGUGCAGAUUUCCAUGUUAUCCUGUUAUAUGCACUCAGUCAUGGGACACUACACAUCUUCAUGCUUGACCAAACACCUGCAGUAGUGACUCCUAAACUCCCUAAACUCUGCGUACAUGGACAGUUAGCUUCACUAACUCCACGCCUCCAUCUGGACUCAAAUAUCUGUUAUCUCCAACGCCCAAACUAGAGGAUAACAGGAUGAGGUCUACUACUAUUCUGCAUGGCUGACAACUCACCCUUUCCCACGUCACCCCCCCACCCCCUCCCCUCCCUCCCUCGGAUACUCCUUCCAUUUCUCUGUUUGUUUGUUCUUCUUCUUUCUUUCUAAUUCAUUUUUCUUUAAAGGAUACUGUCUGGAGUGUCUUAUCUCCAUUUGCCAGUUCUGCCUGUUUCCUCACCAUUAAAAGAUUUCCACCAC